CUCCUCCGCAUGCCUGCGAAGGCCGAGGGAGCUUUUUAGCAACUGCGGCUGCCAGCGUCGCCGCCGCCGCUGCCACCUCUCGGAGAGCUCGCCUCGCUAUUCUCCGGCAGCGGCUCUUCUGCCUUGAACGGGAGAGCGGGAGGCACAAAGGGGAGAGCCUUGCGGAGGUGGGGGGGGCGCUCGGGGGCGCCAGAGAAGUGCAGCGAGAGGAGGAAGUAGAAGAGGAGGAGGAGGAGGAGGAGGAGAAAAACAAGCACCUGGGGCUCGGCUGCUGCUCGCCUCGCCGCCGUUCUUCCCCAACCCCUCCGCCCGCCUCUCAUGCCAUUACAGCAACAAAGAGCACGCUGAGCAGCGGGCGGAGAGGCGCCCUGGCUCCGAGCUCCGUCAGCCCAGAAGGCGGCGGAGGACCAUGGCUAGGAAAGGGGACGCCGCUGUCUCCCCUUACGGUGAACCCAGAAAAUUUGAUCCAAAGUUCAGCGGACCUAUUCACAACAGGCAUUGCACAGAUGUAUUGUGUUGUGGGAUCUUCGUUGUUGUCAUCCUGGGUUACAUUGCAUUAGGAAUUGUGGCCUGGGUACAUGGUGACCCAAGAAAAGUAGCCUAUCCAACUGAUAGCUAUGGGCAGUUCUGUGGUCAAAAAGAUACACCGAAUGAGAACAAAACAAUUUUAUUUUAUUUUAACAUUCUGAAAUGUGCCAGUCCUAUAGUGCUAAUAAACCUACAGUGCCCUACAACACAGCUUUGUGUUUCAAAGUGCCCAGACAGAUUUGCAACCUACAUAGAAAUGCAAUCUUCCUAUAGAAGUUAUUGGGAGUACUACAAACAAUUUUGCAAGCCUGGAUUUACUAAGCCACGCAAGUCUGUAACUCAAGUUAUGCGUGAUGAAGAUUGUCCUUCUAUGAUUAUUCCAAGCCGGCCUUUCCUUAAGAGGUGCUUUCCUGAUUUCUCUACUAAAAAUGGAAUUCUGACUGUGGCCAACCAAACUACUUUCAGAGAUGGAAGAGGAAAAACACGGAAUGUAACAGAUCUCAGGGAAGCAGCAAAUGGCAUCAAUAAUGUUCUUGAUGCAAGAUCAGUUGGGAUGAAGAUUUUUGAAGACUACGCGAGCUCUUGGUACUGGAUUUUAAUAGGGCUGUUUAUUGCGAUGGUAGUCAGCUUGCUCUUUCUUGUGCUCCUGAGAUUCAUAGCAGGAGUUCUCUUCUGGAUUUUCAUCUUUGGUGUAAUUGGGAUUAUAGGAUAUGGUAUCUGGCAUUGCUACUGGGAAUAUCAUCGCCUUCAUGGAAUACCUGGUUCUGAUCUUACCAUCUAUGAUAUUGGAUUCCAGACAGAUUUCAGGGUCUAUCUGCAACUGAGGCAAACAUGGUUAGCAUUUAUGAUACUACUUUGUAUAGUGGAAGUUGUCAUUAUACUGAUGUUAAUAUUUCUGAGAAAUCGAAUUCGGAUUGCAAUUGCCCUUUUGAAAGAAGGUAGCCGGGCAAUUGGCUACAUCAUGUCUACAUUAUUCUAUCCAAUUAUAACCUUUAUUCUUAUCGCCAUCUGCAUUUCAUACUGGGCAGUGACAGCCGUUUUCCUGGCUACCUCAGGAGAACCUGUGUACAAAGUUAUGGCUAAUCAAAGUUUAUGCAAGUAUGCAAAUUUGACCUGUUAUCCAGAGACUUUCAACACUACUAAUGUGACCAAACUAUGUCCAGGGGCACAGUGUACAUUUGCUUUCUACGGGGGAGAAAGUCUAUAUCACCGCUACAUCUUAGUCUUUCAAAUUAUCAAUGUGUUUGUCUUUCUCUGGCUGGUCAAUUUUUCGAUCGCAUUGGGUCAAUGUACCCUUGCUGGUGCCUUUGCUUCUUAUUAUUGGGCCUUCCGAAAACCUGCUGACAUCCCACCCUGCCCUCUCUUUUCUUCAUUUGGACGAGCAAUACGGUAUCAUACAGGUUCUUUAGCAUUUGGCUCCUUAAUUCUUGCAGUGGUUCAACUAAUUAGAGUAAUCCUGGAAUACCUUGAUCACAAACUUAAGGGCUCACAAAAUGCAUUUGCUAAAUUCUUGCUUUGCUGCCUCAAAUGCUGUUUUUGGUGCUUGGAAAAAUUCCUUAAAUUUAUAAACAGGAAUGCUUACAUCAUGAUUGCAAUCUAUGGUAAAAACUUCUGCACCUCAGCAAGGGAAGCGUUCUUUCUUCUCAUGAGAAAUGUGGUGAGGGUUGCAGUCCUGGAUAAAGUAACAGACUUCUUAUUAUUCCUGGGUAAACUCCUCGUUGCUGGAGCUGUGGGUGUCCUAGCCUUCUUUUUCUUCACACACAGGAUACCAGCAUUUGCACAAGAAGCACCUUCACUGAAUUAUUAUUGGGUCCCCCUCUUGACCGUCAUUUUAGGGUCGUAUCUGGUUGCACACGGAUUCUUCAGUGUCUAUGCAAUGUGUGUUGACACACUUUUCCUCUGUUUUUGCGAAGACUUGGAAAGGAAUGACGGAUCUACAGCAAAACCUUACUACAUGUCAGCUAGUCUGCACCGGAUUUUGGGGAAGAAGGAACUGAGUCCCAAAAAGUUAAUGGGAUAAUGCUCAAAAUUGCAAGAGUGCUAGUUUUAAGGAAGAGGAGGGAAAAACAUUUUAAAAGCAGAAUGCGUAUAAUUUAGACAAAAGAUUUUUUUUUUAAAGUAUGACGCUUCUGGUUAAUAAAUCAUUUGUGUUGCUUUGUACUAUCUAAAAAAUAAGCAAACAGGCAACAUUUUCAAGACGUCUUUUUAACCGCUGUGAAAUAAGGUCACAUCAUAGUUUUUAUAGAGUGCCUAUGGGAAACGUGUAAAUGUGAAGCUUCUUUUUUUUAAUCUUUAGCUCUUAGUGUUUUAAUAACUUUUCUAACCUGAGAUUUUGCUGUCUGAAAUGACAGCCAUUUUGAUAACUUUUUUUAUAGGUGUAUAUUUGUAAAGGAUAUUCAGGCAAUUUUUCAAAGCACUACAAUGUAUCCUAAUUAGCCAUAAACAUAUCAAGAUUAUCGGUAACCAGCAGGUGGUCCUAAAUUUGUAAUGAUGGUGCUAUGGCUGUAUUUUUACUGUAUGUGCUGAUUGACAGCUACUUAAACUGUGACUAAAAUAUAUUAAUGGUUCCCUAUAAGGAAGGGCACAUUGCUAAUUCAGUUGCCUCCUAAAAGUUGAGAUGGAGAUAAAUUGGGCUCCUGCUGAUUUAUCUCUCUCUCUCAAAAAAAGGGUAAAGAUUCUUUAAAUAUCUUCACUUUUUUAAAGAAAAAGAAUGUCACACCAAUAUCUAUUAUUCAUUUUUUUAAAAAUGUAAGUCAUGCAAUAGCCCCUGUUCACCACCAGAUGCAAUAUUUAUGAGUGCAGUUGCAAAAUGUUAUUAAUAAUACUGGUUAAGAGUGCCAUGAUUUUAUAUGCCCUAUGUAAACAUUUUUUUCUAGAAAAAAAAUCCAUAAAAUAAAAUCCAAUAUUAGUUUUUCCCCCCUAUGGAAGAAAUCCUUGUAAACAAGUUGGUCUUUCCUAACUUAGUCUUCUGGAGAUUUGUUAGAACUUCUUCCCUACCAGUUCAAUCUUUGUUCAGUGUAUCUUUGAAGACAUCAGGUUGAAGAAGGUUGAUCUGAUCUAAAACUCAGAUCAUUUGCUUUUUGUCAUAUGUUUUUCUCCUUCUUCUUCUGCAUGACAAAGACAAAGAAUUAAGGCUCAUUUGCCUUUUAGGUCCCUCUUGCAUUAUUUAUAUGAACACGUGAUCAUUUUUCAUUCAGAGAGGAAAGAAAUGAGAGAGGUGUAAUAUGAAUGAAUAUUCCUUGUAGCUGAAGUUAAAAAACCUGGUCUUGAGUCAGAUAGAAAAAGACCUAAUGAGUAAAUAUCAAAAAUUAGUAUCCUGCAUCAUAAAAUAGAACGCAGUCUUGCGAAGAAAAAUGCAUUUUUCUUAUUCAUAACUGGAAUUCAAAAUGCAUUAAUCCCAUUUUAUAUUAGUAAAAGCUGGGGAGAGAACAUAUUCUAAGCAGAGUUCCUUCACAGUCAUGCUGCUUAUUUAGCAGUUAUCACAUAUGAAGUUUUAUUUCUGUUAAACAUUAAAACAAUGGGUAGCUUUAGUUAUACUGUUUCUCCUGGAUCAUGAGAGGCUUUUGAAAUAGGAUACAUUGUAUUAAAAAUAUGUAAUCAUGAAUUCCAUUAUCCCCUCAUGACAUUAUACUCUGUCAUUAACACAGGGGUGAUUGGUCUCAAUUCUGAUUGAAACUUGUGUCCAGAUUUGCAUCGGUAAUUCUCCUUUUUUCUCUAACUUAUUGCACAAAUGCCAAGCUUAUCAUUCUAAAAUUGGACCCUCCAAAAUUCAUUCAACAGAACAGCCUAGUUCUACCAUCAAGAUGGACUUGGUUUUAAGAUAAUUGGGGAGUUCAACCGAUAUUAAUUGGAUUAAUAUAGAAUCUUAGGUGGGUUUUUCCCCAGCAUUUUAACUCUUCUGUUGCAAAGAAGAAGCUUUUUCCGGAAGUCCAUUCUGUUAAAAGGAGCAAUUUAUUUCCAGAUGAGAAUAUUUUUUUGAGAAAGGUGCUUACAUCAUUUGUAUUCCAAAACACCUGAGAAAGCUAUCAGUCUGAAAUAAAUUAUAUAUAUGCACUCAGCUGAAUGGCCAUUUCAGUGAGUAGAUGUACUUUUUCACCCAGACAAGUGUAAUUCAUCCAGAUUUGCACAUAGUUAGCUUUCCUGGAGGAGGGAUUAUUUUGCUACCUACUACAGCAAAAACUGUUCUAGAAGGUUGAGGAGCUCUCUGGGACAACAGGAGUGAUGCAGGAGGAACCAGGAUCUGGUUAGAGUCAUUUGUCCUUCUCUCAGCUGGAGCCUCCAAAAGAGUGUGCCUAAUGGAAUGGUCCUUUCCAUUUAGAGGAAGGCAAAUUUGUUCCUUUCUGUGCUACUAAAAGGGAGAGCAAAUUAGUUUCCCUGCAUGCAAAUAUACAAAUUAAAAGAUGAAUAGAGCCUCUUAACUACAACAAUCUUUGAGCACUGAGCAAUCGAGUGUUAACUAUUUGGAAUGUCCCUAGAAGGCAACUUUUAUCCAUGGAUAACUGGACAGCAGAUUGAAUCAUAUGUAAUUCAUUAUUUUUUUAAAAAAAACACAUUUUCCCAUUGUAAUGCCUGUUCAAACAUUAGAUAAUGGCUAUAUAUGAACCCACCUAGCAUGCUGUUAUUAUCUUGGGAUAUAUAGCAGAGGUGGUAUUCAUCAGGUUCUGACCAGUUCUGGAGAACUGGUAGCGGAAAUUUUGAGUAGUUCGGAGAACCGGUAAAUACCACCUCUGACUGGCCCCGUCCCCAUCUAUUCUCUGCCUCCCGAGUCCCAGCUGAUCGGGAGGAAAUGGGGAUUUUGCAGUAAUCUUCCUCUGGAGUGGGGAGGGAAUGGAGAUUUUACAGUAUCCUUCCCCUGCCACACCCACCAAGCCACACCCACCAAGCCGCGCCCACAGAACCAGUAGUAAAAAAAUUUGAAUCCCACCACUGAUAUAUAGUAGGCAAAAUCAUUGACUUAAUCCUUGUUAAGCAUGUCCUUGCAUAUUAAAUCUUCGGAUUAGUCUUAAAUGUUUUCAAUUGAGAUAAAUUGAUGAUAUUCAUUUGAAAAACAGCAAGAAUGCACUUUUAAGUCACAAUACAACCAACAGACAUCAUUAGGUGUCUUUAGGAAUUGUUAGGUAUAACACUGAAUUGUUUCUAAAUAAUUAGAACUGAUUCUAACAAUUAUUAGAACAGGAGUGACAUCUGUAAAAUGUAUGUUGUUAUCAUACUGAUUAAAACAGGGGUUUAGCAAUCACUACAAAGAAGUUAACACAUAAAGGAGAAAAAACAAACUAAGAAUUUGCCAAAGAAGUCACAAAAUUACUUUUUUUCCACAUGCAAUCUUUAUUCUGGCCUGGUUUUUAUUUAACAAACCAUGGUUAAAAUAAACUGAUUUAAUAUGUGUGAGCAUAGCGGAUAGGCUGUACUUGAACAAGUAAACCCAGUCAGAAAUAAAAUGGAGAAAUGCCCUUAAGGGAAACAUUCUAAACAACUGGGGGAAAAAAGUGAAAAUGCUAAGCAAUAGCACUGAAAUUUGGCUGCCAUUCAGCCAAUUUGAAAUGUUCAAUAAUGGCAAAGUGUACAUCUGAUAGGCAAAAUUCCUGAAUAUCUUUCUCAGAAAUGAAUGAGCAUUAAUGUGCAAACUAAGUAAUAAUUUAUUUUUGAAAGGCAAAUAGCUUUGAACUUUGACUGAUGUGUUUCUUAAUCAUUAGGACAAACCCUACCGGUUUGUUAUAGUGUCCAUUUUAUGCAUAUAGUGCUUUAACAUAAAGCUAAAGCUUGAUCAAAUGCACUUCCUUGCUUUAGAGAAGUCAUAAUGUACUAGAGAAAUCAUUUCUUGAUGAGAUGAUAAGAUUGAAAUAGGCUUGGAUCCUGCACUCCUUCGAGUCAAGAGCCGAGACAAAGGCCUUCUUGAUGGAACUGGUGCAGCAUCUAGCCCACCUGAUUCUAAAGGGCUGAUUAUAUUAUUGUGCCAGUGUUUACAGUGUAAUAAAUGCCAAAACAUCCCAUGUGUAAUAUAUGUGAGAUAUAUAUAUCUCGCCAGGCAUUUGCUGUUGUGCACAAAAGAGCCAGCAGAUGGAAGUAUUGGAUUGGUUUCAUUUUUUGCUCUCUGCCUUUCUUCCUCCUAGUGGGAGAUUUAGAAAGUCAGGAUGGUUCUACCAAAAGACCUUAUUACAUGAGUAAAUCUCUGCUGAAGAUACUCAACAAGCAUAACAUGCAAAGCAAAAGACAUUAGAGAAGGUGGACUGUCCUGACCACAGCAUUGCAUUGGGUCUGGUGCAUUGUUUCUGCAAUACGUUGUCAGCUUUUACUUGUGCAAGUUUUAUACCAAAGCUAUUGUACCCCGUGAAACCAUCUGAGUUUGUCGUGACACCAAUCUUUAAAAUUCCAGGGACAGAGGAAACAUGAGAGAUUUCUUUUUUUCCCCCUUCUCUCUCUCUCUUGAUUUCUCUCUUUAAUUAUUGUGGCUUGGAUAUUAAAAUGUUGGCUGUUGUUUUCUUUAUUUUUCUUCUUUUAAAAAAGAGGUAUGAAAUGUUUUACUGUUAAAAAUUUUGUCCUAGGUGAGUAAACAGAUUUUUCAAAACAAGGUUAAGAGUUUCCAAGGAAGAAAACCUGUAAAUGUCCUUUUUCAAUAUAUAUGGUCAAAGAAUAUGUAAAUGUCUCUUGACUGCAUUUCAAGUUUUGUCACUUUCCUAGCCUGUACAGCUGUGUGCUCCAAUACAAAGUGCCUUACUGGCUAUUGGUAUCAACUAGUUUAUGUUCCGAAGUUUACAAACACCAUUUGAACCAUUAAUCUACUAUUGCUUGAAACAAAAACUCUCUUUCGAUUUACUUGAAAGUAUUGGUACAAGUUUGGUUGUCUUAUGUAGUUGCAAAUGUUAUAAAAUCUGUAUUUUCCCACCUCCAUCUGCUCUAAAAGCAAAGCAGUGGCCAAUAUAACAUUUAGGUUUUUCAGCUUAGUUUUAUCCAGCUUGAUUUAUAAUUCAGGAUAUUGAGUCUCUGCUGACUUUCCACUUCAAAAUAUGUUGCAAUCCACAUAUAAACCUUGUUCUGGGGGCAUUUAUUCAACUUCUUCAAUCCAGAUCAGAAAUAGGUAUGCCAACUUUUCAGCCAGAUGUUUUAUCUAUCUUCUGAGCGGCAAUUUGACCCACCACAAUUAACAAUAAAUAUUUAUUGCCUUUCUAAGAAAUAUUAUCAGAUGAUCCUAAUUUUAGAAAGUCUUUCCUGCAAAAGAAAAGUAGAUUAGAUAGAAAAAAUUAUAAAGAAAGAAAAACUGCAAGAGCAAUGCCAAGAUCUGCAUCCCACUUUCCCCCAAUCUAUCUAGGGUGGCAUCAACUCCAAGAUAAACCAGACCAGCUUCUCCUAUCCCAUGUCACAAAACCAUAUCUGCACUUGUAUACAUACCUGCCAAAAGCCACAUGACAGAAAGAGCAGGUCAAGAUUUUUUAAAAAACUGAAAUAUUAACCACUAAUUAAUAUUGCCUGUAAAUUAAGGUAUACAGGUAGUCCUUGACUUACCAUCAUUCAUUUAGUGACUGAAGUUACCACAGCACUGAAAAGAGUGACCUAUGACCCGUUUUCACACAACCACUGCAGCAUCCCCCAUAGUCACAUGGUCAACAUUCAGGCUCUUGGCAACUGGCAUGUAUUUAGGAAGGUUGCGGUGUCCCAGGAUCAUGUGAUCACCAUUUGUGACCUUCCAGCUUCCAACGAACAAAGUCAGUGGGGGAAGCCAGACUCAACACUUAACCACGAUUGAACUUCACAACACAGUGAUUCACGUAACAACAUAGCAUAAAGGUCAUAAAAUGAAAUAAUUCAGUUAACAACUGCCUAGCUUAACAACAGAAAUUUUGGACUCAAUUAUAGUCAUAAGCCGAGGACUAUCUGUAUAAUUGAAUAUGGAAAACAAAAAACACAUUUCCUUCCUUCCUUCUUCCUUCCUUCCUUCUCCCAGCAAAAGAAGAAACAUAUAAAGGAUAUGAAGUGAGGGAAAUGGGUAGAUGUGCAAGAAAGCGCGGGGGGGGGGAGCCUUAUUUAGGAAUUGCACAAAAGGCUGGAAACUCAUUUGGCAACUCUUCCUCUGUAUGAGGAAGAGUUAUUCAAAGUGCUUGUGCUUUUCUGCAGCGAUGUUUGCACUCCCUGCCCAUUUUUUUUUGCUUUAUUAGCCAACCUAGGAAGAACCUUGCUCCCUUUACAGAUUUGAAGGAGCAUGAAACAGCUGCUCCAGUUACAGCCACAGGGAUCAGCUGUGAAGUUGGCAGUCCUACAGACAAGCUCCCAUGUGAAUGCUGGGAGGAAAAAGAAAUAUUUUUCUUGUUUGGCCUUGUAUGUGUGAUGCCUGUAGAUAUCUCGGCUUUCAGAGCUGAUGAAAACCAUGCCGGGGGUGAGUGGGUGUUGUUUCGUAAAGCAGAGCUCCAAGCCUGCGGCUUGAGCGAAGUAGGGCUGCACCCUCGGAAUUUGUGUGCAUGCUUAAAUUACCGUUCUGUUGGUUGUCUGCAAAUGCACACCUCAUGAUUAGCUCAGAGACACCCCCACUCAAAGCAUAGAAAACAUGGGUGCCAAACUGUGUUGCAGUGCUGAGCAUUCUCGCUGAGCAUUCCCAGGGAGGAAUAUUUUCAAGGAAUGGAAGCUUGGAAGAGUAUUUUGCAAAGUAGUCCUCUGAACGCUACGGCCAUUUAGUAAUCAUUACUCUGAAGUUACAUGAACGAAUGUUACACUAGCAGUGGAAGUUGUGACUGGAUAGCACUGCUACUUAACCACAGGUAGAAUGGAUAUGUCCCUUUAGUUUUGCAUGUGCCCUUGCUUUUAUCAGGACAGUUAUAGCCCCUGUUAAUUUCAAUUAAUAAAUACUACUUAACAAAACUUACAAUAUUGCAGUUUUUUAAAAAGCAUUUCUUAGGUCUAAUAGGACAACAGGACAUCUAAGAGUGUAAACUUUACAUGUUUGCUCAGAAGUAAAUCCCACUGAAUUAAAUGAAACUUGUUUGUUUCCUACAGCUAUCCCAUACUUUGCUCAGUGUUACAAUAUUAGACACAAAGCUUAACUGAAUUUAUUUGGUAGCAAAUCCCCUUGCUUCUGACUAUCUGUGCCUAGGUUUGUGGAAUUAAGGGUAAAUUUUGGCUUUAUUAAAAUUAGAAACACUCAUUAUUGCCCCUGGAAUCAAGAUAUAUUUUUAGAGCCAAUUAUACAUCUUGUACUUCCAUGCACUAAUUAGCGAAGUCAGAAUCACUUCAUCAUCAAUUAUUCUAUAAUUUAGAGUCCUGUUUUGUAAAGUACAAGAAACUGGAACAAGGAGAUACAUAUAGUACACUGGUGUAAAGUAUUUAUUGCUUUGUUAACAGGUGUUAAAAGGCUAUUUCAUUUCUAAAAUCCAUCUAAAGAUAAGAUGUUAUUUUAAAGGAUGAAUUUUAAUUUUCUAACUUUUGAUACAAUCUAUUAUUCCCCUUCUCAAAUGUUAAUUAACAUUUAUAGUUCAUGGUAAUAAAAGAGAAUAGCUUCUUAGUUUCUGAGAUGUAUAUUUAAUACUUCCUUAAACAAUGCAGCCUGUGAUAAGGGGUACAUCACCAUUUCAAAUAUGUACUCGUAAUUUGCAUGGUAACAAAUGAAGGACGUUUUCUGUUUCUUGGCUGAUCACAUUUCUACUUCAAAUGUGAUUUUUAGAGACUGUUUUUGUGCCCAAACCAAAUUAACUUGAGCACAUGGCCGUCUGAACUUUAAAAUCUAUUUGCUUCUGCUGUGCAGAAAUUUUAGAAACAUAUUGUUGAAAAUAUCUUUGCAGAACUUAAUAUUUAACACAAGUUGUUGUUACUUAUUGUUUAACAGCUCUUAAGAUUUGUUCUAAUAAAGGUUUAGAUAUAAAAUGA
Pantherophis guttatus is the source of this 10377-nucleotide messenger RNA. RefSeq names its product solute carrier family 44 member 5 (gene SLC44A5). Gene Ontology annotation, molecular function: transmembrane transporter activity. Gene Ontology annotation, cellular component: membrane. The record is from RefSeq and is a predicted model, not a curated record. NCBI's taxonomy places the organism in Eukaryota, Metazoa, Chordata, Lepidosauria, Squamata, Colubridae. Gene Ontology annotation, biological process: transmembrane transport.